Molecule: messenger RNA, 4962 nt
Organism: Sander lucioperca (pikeperch)
Lineage: Eukaryota; Metazoa; Chordata; Actinopteri; Perciformes; Percidae
Gene: cdh24a
Product: cadherin-24
Biological process (GO): multicellular organism development; cell morphogenesis; calcium-dependent cell-cell adhesion
Cellular component (GO): adherens junction; catenin complex; plasma membrane
Molecular function (GO): cadherin binding; calcium ion binding
Source: RefSeq, a predicted model, not a curated record
GAGAGAGAGCGAGAGAGAGCGAGAGAGAGAGAGAGAGAGAGAGAGAGAGAGAGAGAGAGACUAGGCUAAGUGGACAGACCUCAUAUUGAGCUCUGAUGAACCUCGGCAUCCUUUCCCACGUUGGAUCAUUUCAGCUCCGUUAAACCAGAGAGCCACCGGAGCAGAGCCGCAAACACACGGUGAUCCUGUGCAGCAUGUGUACUGCAUGUGAGAAAAGAAGGCGAAAUGAAGACUCACUCUGGGGGAGAGGAAACCUGAAGCAGGAGGAGACGCACAGUAUAAGAAAACAAGAUGGAUCAUCAUGAAAACCUGCAUUUGAUCAGCCAUUCAUCAGUUAUUCUUUGAAACAAACUGUUCAACUUAGCAAUGGCAACACAUAUUGUGCUUCUUUUUCUUUUACUCUGUAAAGGGGAAAGAAAUGGCAUUUCGGUGGCUGUUGGCCUUUCAGAGGAAGGUCAGGAUUUGCAUGUAAUAUCCAGCAAAAGACAAUUAAGCAUUGACAACUUUUUCGGUAGUUUCAAAGAAUUGGAGAGCCAGCUUCAGAAUGGAAAAACUGAUCUAACAACCCUGCCAAAUGUGGCUUUUAGACAAAAUGACAGAAAAUCUAAUGAUUUUGACUUUAGGGGUAAUAUAGCAAGGCAACCAGUCAUACUUAAAAAUCCCAAAUCUACUGCUAAAUCCCUAUCAACUAAACAUAGCCCCGAACUCACCAUGAACCGCAAGAAAAGAAGCUAUUUGACUAAUGGAGAGGUUGAAGGUGUAAUUUAUGCUCACAGUCAAGUGCCGAGUUCAGGCGAGGAGUACGCUCUCCAGCCUAAGCUCCAUUUGGAGACAGGUGUCGGUGACGUUCUGCCUGAGAGGACACAGGGCCCCACUAAAUGGGUCACGGAGUCUGAAGAGGGUUGGUCGGAACCGUACCUGCCACGAGCGGAGCCGCUCUCGAUGCCGGAGGAGCUGGCUCUGGAACCAGUUCUUUGUGAUCGAGGAGUACAGAGGGCCCGAGCCUGUGCUCAUUGGACGGCUGCACACAGAUAUGGACAGAGGAGACGGCCACACCAAGUAUAUGCUAGAGGGAGAGGGAGUGGGCUCUGUGUUUGUUAUUGAUGGCAACACAGGCAACAUACAUGUCACCAAGUCUUUAGACCGUGAGGAGAAGGACCAGUACCGUCUCGUCGCGACAGCUACAGACCGUCAGACAGGCAGAGCCCUGGAGCCCUCGUCAGAGUUCAUCAUCAGAGUGCAGGACAUCAAUGACAACCCGCCUGUCUUCCUCGAUGAACCCUAUGUUGCCAUGGUGCCAGAGAUGGCCAACAUAGGCACGUCCAUAAUCCAAGUCACAGCCAGAGAUGCUGAUGAUCCCACAUAUGGAAACAGCGCCCGGCUGGUGUAUGCCAUUACUCAGGGCCAGGACUAUUUCUCUGUGGAUCCUCAGACAGGCGUCCUGCGGACAGCCAUACCAGACAUGGACAGAGAGACUCGGGACGAAUAUCUGGUCGUCCUCCAGGCCAAAGACAUGGGUGGGCAUCUGGGCGGAUUAUCAGGGACCACCACCAUCACUGUGAGGCUGAGCGACGUCAACGACAACCCCCCUCACUUCAGACGGAGUGCGUGGUCAUUCUCCAUCUCUGAGCUAGCAGCACCAGGUGUGGAGGUGGGCCGUCUCACUGCCUCUGAUCCUGAUCUGGGAGAAAAUGCACAGCUGGAGUUCACUAUCCUGGACACCGAAGAGGCUGAAACAUUUAAUAUAAGCGGUAGAGACCAAGAGGCUGUCAUUGUGCUAAACAAGCUGCUGGAUUAUGAGACCCGGAGCUCUUACACUUUCUCCGUGGAAGUUGCCAACCCUAUAGUGGAUGCGCGGUACCUAAGGAAAGGUCCCUUUAAGGACCAGGCAACAGUCCGGGUCAUGGUCCUUAAUGCUGAUGAGCCGCCGCGAUUCUCCCAGGCUCGCUACCAUCUGGACGUGUCCGAGAACUGCCCGCCUGUCUGCUCCGUUGGCCGGGUCUUCGCUGUGGACCCAGACACAGGACAAAGCACCAACAUCAGGUACUCCAUCGAUCCCCAGUCAGACCCCGAAGCUGUGUUCCGCAUCGCCUCUGACACGGGCUUUAUCAGCACAGUCAUGGAGUUGGACCGCGAGCAGGAGCAGUGGCAUAAUAUCACUGUCAUCGCCACACAAAGGGACAAUCCAAAUCUUGUGUCAAGGGUUGUGGUUGCCAUAGAGACACUAGACCAGAAUGACAAUGCGCCGGAGUUGGACAGGCAGUACACAACGUCUGUAUGUGACUCCAGCGCCCCCGGUCAGGUAGUUCAGGUUCUGCGAGCCAUUGACAGGGACCAUGGAGGGCAGGACACCCCAAUCCACUUCAGCAUCCCUCCAGAGUCCAGCUCUGCCCUCAACCUCUCCAUCAGGGAAACAGGAGGUGUGACAGCCAGCCUGGUGCUCCAGUCAGCCUUGGAGCCCCUCCCUGGCUUCUCUACAUCCUCGCUCACCCUCUACGUGCCAGUUGUGCUGCGCGAUGGAGCCUCGGGUCUGACCAACACUGGCACAGUCACCGUGACCAUUUGUCCCUGUCUGCAAGGGAGCAUGCAGACGGAGGACAGGGGGAGACAGAGGGACAGGAGAUGGGAGAGACACAUGGUUUGUCUCCCCGUGCCUUCCGCCUCGCCGUCUCUCAUCUUCAGUUUGGUCACCUUACUGGCCAUGCUGGCUUGUGUCACCACUCUGCUGGUGGUGUGUGCACUCUCGCUGUCAUUGCGCCAUCAGAAGCGAGACUCCCACUCGCCCUUCGAGGAGGAUGAUGUCAGGGAGAACAUCAUAUCCUACGAUGACGAGGGGGGAGGGGAAGCAGACACCGCCGCUUUUGACAUUACAGCGCUGCAGAGCAUGCACAGAAUACAGCACAUGCACAACAACAGGAACAUAUGGUACACCCAGCAGAAUCCGCCGAGGGCCAGGACGUACAGCUGGAGUCGUAACCCGCGCCCCGGCCUGGACCCUCAGCAGAGGCCUGGCUCGGCUCCACUCUACGGACGCCUGUGCUACGGCGUCCACACGCUGCCUGUUCUCAGAGAUUAUCCGGUUGGGCCACUGGAAGCAGGUCUGCAGUUAACACAGCUGACCCACGGGCUCAGCGGCGGUCACAUUGGCAAUUCCCUUGUCAUCCCGAACCAGAGCACCUUUGAGCCUCUGCGGCGCUCUCCCGAGACGAGCACUGCUAGUUACGACGCAGAGCACAUGCUGGCAAAGAGCAAAAUCACAGACAGAAAUGGAGACAGUGAAGCAAACGCUGCUGACACAAACGAGAGUCAGGGUCAGGCAAAGAUAAAUCCACAAACAGAAACAGAGUCGACACCCGCCAACAACGCCGCCAAUCUGACCCGCUGCGACCCGACUGAGUCUUCAUGCCAGAGUCACACCAGCUCCUCGUCAAACCAGCAAGAGGGGCGCCUGGGCUCAUCGCAGACUCAGAUCAGCACCGGAGCCACCAGCUGCACGUUAGACGACAUUGACACUGAUUCCUCCAUUCCCUCCGUUUCCGAGCGAAAUUAUUCAAACGGCGGCGAAAUCAACUCUGUAAAUCCUGCUGUUUACCUGAAAGGAGACACGUACAGCAUUGUGGGCUCGCUGAAUCCAAACAGCAGAGGGACGUGUAUGAACGGGGCUAGCGGCGGGGGGUUGUACCCAGCAGGAGUGCAGCUACUGAACAUGUGCAGACUCCAGAGAAAGGAGCAGCCUUUACCCUUACCCAGGGGGAUGUUUGGCGACAGCAGGGGCUGGGCGUGCGGGGCAGAGCCUGCGAGAGCAGAAGCCGCCAACCCGCAGCCCCUCCACAUGGAAGAGCUCCUGAACAUCCGCCUGGAUCAGGUGACCUUUGACCUGUCGCAGCCGCCCUAUGACUCGCUGCAGACUUAUGAGUUUGAGGGCCGUGACUCACGGGCUGAGUCACUGAGUUCGCUGGAGAGCGACGGAGAGAAGGACGACGGGAGAGUGGUGGGAGGGAUGGAGGAGUUAAACCAGAAGUUUCAGAGGCUGGUGGAGAUCAUCAGAGAGAGGGAGAAGGAGAAGGAGAAGGAGGGAGAGGGAGGAGAGACGGCAGAGGCUACUCUCACUCUCGAUGAGACUCAUAAACAAAAUGAGAACAAAGACAAAGAACAGCAGAGAUGGGAUUUCUAGAAUGCACUAAAAAAAAAAAAAAAAAAAAAAAAAGUUCCAGAGAGGAGAAGCCUAUUAACCAGUGAUGGAUUUUGAACACAACAGGGGUGGCAAAACACAGAGCCCCUGACAGAGAUCUUCUUGUCCCCCUCCAACCUGCCGGGAGGGGGAGAAAAAAAGACCCAGGAGGCUGACAGUAGUAGAGUCAAGAUUUGUGGUGGAAUCAGUGCACAGCGUAUAUUUCACCUUCACUAUGUUUAUAAAAUGCAUAUGGAAUCUGUCACUUUUCACACUGCUCUUGUAACGGAUAUUAAUAAUGCACUCGGGCUUUCAAAGCUAAAGUUAUGAAAAAUUCACUUUUUUUUUGAAAUAUUGAUUCUGAGCCCUGGAAGCUGCAUUGUUUGAAAAAAAAAUAGGCCUCAUCAAAUAUUGACCACAAUUGUGAUAUUUAAUAUUGAUAGUUUAAUAGGGGCACACUCACUGGAAAUCCUUGGAAUUUGAAUGUGACAUUAGCAUCUGAAUCGGAGAGUUUUAGAACCACACAAGCGUACGGUACUGUACUGUACUGAAAACCGACACUGCCAUGUGUUCACACAGCCUCUCCGAUGAGUCCAACUGUAUACAUUGAUAUUCUGUAGCUCCGUAGAGAGAGCUCAACUCCUGCAAGUAGUCACCAUCACGGUAGCGAAACCUGCUCACUAUGCAAUUUGCACACAGUUAGAAAUUAUUAGAUUGUCACUGUCAAAGACUUGUGAACUGUUGUGAAAGUAGCCUACAGUAAACGAUGUCCAUAUGUAGAUAUAUAUCCA